This is a messenger RNA of Capsaspora owczarzaki ATCC 30864, 3181 nucleotides long. Its product is annotated as WD repeat-containing protein. Bases 1224 to 3008 code for a protein of 594 amino acids. Gene Ontology annotation, molecular function: protein binding. The transcript is spliced from 9 exons. The record is from RefSeq and is a predicted model, not a curated record. Lineage: Eukaryota; Filasterea; Ministeriida; Capsasporidae.
CGUCGUGUGUUGUUUUGCGAGUUUUCAGAAACAUUCUUGUUGCAAAUUUGCCAACCGUUCCAUUCUCCAGCCUCCGUUCGCUUCCAUUCCAACUCGAAUACUUCUACUGCUGCCCUGUCAAUCACUCUUUCCAACCCUUUUGCUCCCCAUUGCAUUCAUUGCAUUUCAUUUUUGCACUAAGCUGCAUAAGCUGCGCAGUCAUUCUUCUUCGCUCCGUUCCCCCGCGCGUUUUUGCUCGUUGCUCGUUGCUCGCUUUUCGGCUCCCCCUUCCCCUCCCCGCCUUUGCAACGCUGUCACCACAAACAACAAAGGCGUUUCGUCACCCAAGUCCGACAACAAGCACUCUGCUCUUUAUUCUGAGCGCGUCGUCGUCUUUCCCGGUUGUUUCGCUUUGUGUUUUUGGCCUCUCUCUGUGUUCCUGCCGCUGCGAGAGUCCACUACGACGCCCUCAACACCCGCUCAAGUCUCUCUCCACUGGUACACUGACCAAGAGCGGUUGGCACUGUCACGUCCCGCCCUGAACGCCGCGCUGCUGGCUGCUCACUUUGUUUGUUUGGACGUUUUGGGUCAUCAGUUCUCGUUCCCUCGCGUCAUUCUGACCUUGCCUGCAUAGGACGCUGCGCUAUUUGGUGUCCUAGCUCGCUCGCCGUAGCACUCGUAUUCUUUCGUUCAGGCGGGUCUGGUUCUUCUGUUCCAGUUGCAAAGCAGAGUCUGCAUUGACCAAGAAGACGAAGAAGAAGAAGAACAAGAAAGCGCGUCAGCCCAAGUGUCUCGGUCUGGCUUUUUGGUGUCUGUGUGUCCUUCCGUUCCGCUCGUCGUUCCCGUCCCCCACCAUCGCAACCCUGGCCACCCUCGGUAGCAACAGUCUUGGUGGCAACGGCAGUGCGGGUGCCGGUGCUGGUGGAGGUGGUCCCCCGCAUCAUCCAUUGACGCGAUCGCGUUCGCCUUCUCCCGAGUUACGCCGCACAAGGGCUCGACGAUCGACUUCGGCUGUGGGCUCAGCACCCAGCAACCAGAUCGAAGAAGAACACACUGGCAACAGCGAGGACCCCGACACCCAGCCAGCCAGCUCAACUUCACGCCGCACCCGUCGACGCUCCAAUAGCAGCGACGACGACAGCGCAGAUACGACCGGCGCAAGUACUGUAGCGCCGACUUCUCCAGCUUCCAAGAACACCCGCCGCAGCAAGCGCCGUAUUGCCGAACCCGAACCCGACUCGUCAAUGCCGCUCACACACCUCCCGAGCAGUAACGGCGAUGCUCCCACUUCCGCUGCCGCCGCGAGCAGUUCCGCCAAUGGCAACAUUGCACCUAGCUCCUCGCAUGCCGUUCAGUACCCAGUCGAUGGUGAAAUGACUGUCAUUGAUGAGCGAGAAGGCUUCAAGGAGGAGUAUGUUCGCCUCAUCAUUCAGUCGCUCCGACGCUAUGGCUACCUUUCCAGUGCCAGCGCACUUGAGAAGGAGAGUGGCUUCUCCAUGCAGGCCCCUCACGUCCAGCAGUUCCGCCAAGGCGUCCUUGACGGCGACUGGGCUGUCGUGGAGUCCCUCGUUGGAUCCAUGGGCGUUGCUUCACCUUCGGAGGUGCACACGGUCAAAUUUCUCAUUGCCGAGCAAAAGUUCCUCGAGUUGCUCGAGCGUCGGGAGCUUGUGCCCGCCCUACAGGUCUUGCGCAACGAGCUCACUCUGCACGGCCGCGCGUCUCCGCGCUUGCACAAGCUCAGCACGUUCAUGAUGUGUAGUACCUCUGAAGAGUUGCUGCGCAAAGCCGAGUGGACUGGCGCGGGGCAAGCAUCCCGCCAAGCACUCCUUGUGGCACUUCAAGACCACAUUUCACCCUCUGUCAUGAUUCCCGAGCGACGCCUCGAAACGCUGGUCGACCAAGCGCUCGAAUUUCAAGAGCUCACCUGCGCGUAUCACAACUUUGCCACUGAGAGUAGAAAGACUUUGUUGCAUGACCAUUCAUGCGACCGCAACCUUAUUCCUCGCAAAACGCAGCAAGUGCUCGCUGAUCAUCUCGACGAGGUGUGGUUUGUCAAGUUUUCCAACGAUGGAACGCGCCUUGCUUCCGCUUCCAAAGAUUGCCUGAUUAUCAUUUGGGAUGUGUCGAAACCUGUCAUUGAAAAACUCGUCACUCUGACUGGUCACAAGGACGCCGUUUCGUUUGUUUCUUGGAGCCCAGACGACAAGACGCUCGUGAGCUGCAGCAACGACUACACGGUGCGGAUGUGGGACGUGAAAACCGGCGUGUGCAAGCGUACCUUGACCAAGCAUACGCUCAGCAUCACCUGCUGCUCAUGGGCUCCAGACGGCAGCAAGUUUGUCACGGGCAGUCUCGACACGACUGCGAUUGUUUGGGAUGUUGAGGGCAACCAGCUCGACAAGUUCGACGCACGUUUCACCGACAUGGCCUUCCUUUCCGAUGGCAAGCGCCUGCUUGGCGUCCACUGCCACGGAACGGUUGUCAUGUAUCACAUUGGCGAACAGCGUCGCGAAGAAGUGAUUCACGAGACUGGCGCGAUCACGAGCAUUUGUCUUUCAAAAGAUGGCAAUUACCUGUUGCUCAACUUUGCUGCGUCUCGUGAGAGUACCACACUGGCUCGAAGCCCACAAGACGGAGCGCGAAUUCAUCUGUGGGACAUUGAAAAGCGCGUUUUGGUCAACAAGUACUAUGGCCACAGACAGAGCUCCUAUGUCAUUCGUUCGUGCUUUGGAGGGCUCAACGAGAGCUUUAUUGCCAGUGGCAGUGAAGACUCGCUGAUUUACAUCUGGCACCGUCACCACGGACAGCUGCUGGAGCGAUUGGCUGGGCAUUCUAACACCAUCAACUGUGUCACAUGGAAUUCGCAAAACCCCUUCAUGUUUGCCUCUGCUAGUGAUGACUUUACCGUCCGCGUUUGGAGCACGCCGGCACCAGCACCGACCGCAUAUCCACACUAUCCUGCCCACAUGCUCGAGACGGACGAUAUGGGCGUUCCAGUUUCCGAGGGUGGUCCCGGCACGAACGUGUAGCUUCUUCGGUCUUUGAUUUUUUUUUUUUUUUUCUUUUUUUGCUUUGAUUUCAUUGCAGUUUUUGCAAAUUGUACGCUCUAAAUCAUCACACCCCUUCCAUCUCUUGCUUUUGAUUAUUCUCUCAGUCGUUUGUAGACGUUUGACUUGUCAAAUCCAUAUCUCGAUCACUCCUU